Molecule: messenger RNA, 1081 nt
Organism: Suillus fuscotomentosus
Lineage: Eukaryota; Fungi; Basidiomycota; Agaricomycetes; Boletales; Suillaceae
Product: signal recognition particle, SRP19 subunit
Exons: 3
Coding region: 54-980 (308 amino acids)
Biological process (GO): SRP-dependent cotranslational protein targeting to membrane; SRP-dependent cotranslational protein targeting to membrane, signal sequence recognition
Cellular component (GO): signal recognition particle, endoplasmic reticulum targeting
Molecular function (GO): 7S RNA binding
Source: RefSeq, a predicted model, not a curated record
CCAAGCCAUUACAGUGCCAAACUCACUACUAGGAUAGGUUCUGCAGCUUAAACAUGUCUCGUCGUACAGCAGUAAUCGAAGAAUUCGACGAUGACACUGACCUCCCCCUCCCAUCGCGUCCACUCAAUGCUGGGCCGCGCGGACCCCUACUCGAAGAGAUAGGGCAUUCCGACGAAGAAGACAGUGAGUCUGAAUCGGACGAUGCGUCUGCGCUUGGCCAAGCAUCACAAUCACAAUCACAAUCACAAUCACAAUCUUCAUUCCACGCCCCAACGUCGUCUGGUCAAUCGCUUGGUCAACCAUCCAAUACCGUCACUGACAUCACGCCUUAUAAGAAAUGGACGUGCAUCUACCCCAUCUAUAUCGACGCAAAACGCCCAUAUGGGACGGGCGAGCGCCGAGUAGCGCGUGAGAAGAGCGUUUGGUGGCCUCUAAGCAAGGAUAUCGCAGAUGCGACUAGCCGGCUUGGAUUGGGCACCUUGCAUGAAGUGCAGAAAUCUCAUCCUAGAGACUGGGAGAACCCUGGUCGUGUGCGCGUGCAGUGGAAGAAAGAUGGGCGACUGCUGAACCCCGCGAUCAAAACGAAAAAACAGCUGCUGGAGAUGAUAUCAUUCCAGAUCCAACGGUUAAAACAAGAUAAUAUUCCCCGCCCACCAUACAUAAUGACCCCGCCUCCAGUUUCUGCCGCUCAACCAGCGAUCAAAACUCCUACCUCCGCGAAGGGCAAGCAAAAGUCUAAAGCGGGUUCUGGUGUUGCUGUGCAGCUUUCCAAGUCAAGUCAACAGCGCUUGCCUACACCUCCACAACCUCUGCCAGCUUUGGCAAGCCGAGUAUCUCCUUACUCACCGGCUUUACCCACGGGAAUGCUAAUCGAAACCGUUAAAGCUGGCAUGAGUGCGCAGGAGCCGGGUGCAGGAGCUGCUCCUGGCCAACCGGGUAUUCAAAAAGGUAAACGGAAGGUUCUCAGAGUUAGGGGAUGAUUUAGGACUCUAGUAAUGGUGCAAAUUCUCAUGUACAAGAUACUUGGAAACACUCACGAAUUAUUGGUGAUGAAUUUCCAACGCACUGCAUCAUUUCAAAU